AAUCAUUUGUGUCAAGUUUUGGUUUGUUGUCAAUGAUCUAAUACUCUGUAGCCAAUAAUUGCAGUCAAUAUCAAAAAGAUUCCUUUCUCGUGAAUUAUUAGAAAAAACAGAUUGAAUUAUAUGUAUGGAGUUUCCGUCCUCAUCAUCUUUAUAUUUUGAAUGUAAGGAACUUCUGUUGGAGCUUAUAACAGUUAUCAAUGAGCUGCGUAGUCAUAUCCGAUUCAAGGAAGAGGAUUCAUCGGAAAGACAGAAUGUUAUCCAAGAAACUAUUCAUUUUGGAUAUUCUUCAGACAAUCUCGUGCACUUACAUCAAUGUAUCACACGUAUUUUCACGCACAGAAUUAAAGUAUUCAAUAAUAAUAACAUUCCCGACGUUUGGAAGGUGAUUGAAGGUCUGAAAUUCUCUAAUCCUGCCAUAUCAUUACGAGUUGCGAAAUGCUUUGCUGGAUCUUCUUAUACGGAUAGAGGUUUGUCGUGGAUAUUCCAAUGUAUACAACAACGAAAUUUGUCACAGAAUCUGAAUUGGCUAAUAAACGAUAAAGAGCACAUGAACCAAUGCUACGAAAGUGGCGCAUUCCUUCGAGAUGAAAAAUACUCCGACGCUAUGAUGGUUUGUUUCAAUGCAUUGGAAAGAGGUCAACUAGCAUUGUUGUCUCAAAUUGAUCCGGAACUUUACGCUAAAAAUCUACUCAUUAGGACAAUUAAACGUUCAGAGUCGCACCCAAAUCUUUUACUAGUUAUGAAUAAUUUUAGUAUAUUUCAAGAGAAGGGUGCCAUAAAGAGGCGGCAAACUAUACAUCUAGCUAGGUCCGAAUGCAUGAAUAAAGCCUUGAAAAGAACAAAAAUAUCUCGAAGCUUACCGAAUAUAGCAAUAAAGGACACUUAUCAGGCACUCAAGAAGAAACCACCGGAUUUCGCUGAGAAUAUAUUACCCAUUAACCCUCCCGGGCAAAAUGUGCCAAACUUUGAAUAUAGUGAUAAAAGUGUGCCAAAACCAACUCUCAGUAUUCUUAAUUGCGAAAAUAUCAAAAUCUAUACGGAAUCAUCUAGUAGUAGUCCACAAUCGCAAGGUUGUUGGAAAAAAAUGCGGUCUGAAAAACAGAUUGAUCCUAGCACUCGAACAGAUUUGUUCAGUUUGGCAUCAUUAGGCAGUCCUCGAGUGCUGUUGAGCGAAUUCAUUCCACAAUGUGGUGAGAAAAUUAAAUCUGUCGAUAGCGUAGCAAUUGGAAGCGUAUUGAAUGAUCUACCAUCACGCCCUGUACCAGGACAAAGUUUGACGUCUUUUCUUAAAACAGUUUAUUUCUCGCGCACUAAUACAGAGCUGGAUCGCGAAAACGCUCAUUUUAGUUUAUCGGAAGCGUUGAUUGCGACUUUCGAGCAACUAAAAUGGAACGAGGAAGAAUCGUCCAAUGGAAGGCGACAGCUAAGAAAACGCUCUUCGUCGUCCAAUUUUUGGUCCUCGUAUCCCGGAUCGCCUCAAUUUCCUUCCACUUGUCACAAAACUAGUUACGAACUUCAGGAUAGCAUAAGUCCUUCAACGGCCUCCAAAGAAAGUUCAUCGACUGUUGUAUCAUCACUUUCCGAUAGUGGCAGUAGCGGAUCGUGCAAUUCUACUUCGCUUCUGAGUAAAGCGUUCGUUGGUCGUCAGCUGUCCGAUGAAGGACUAGAGGCAAUAGAAGCGAACGAAUGCGACCAGGUUAAGUCCUAUUCGGCAGAAGGUGUAGCACUUAGUUUGCUAUCCAAAUUCAGUGAAAAACAGCUUCCUUCUGCAUGUGAUCUGUUAUGGCUUGUGUCGGAACAGGACGCCCCGCAACAAAUAUUACCUAUUCCUCCAGACGGACAAAUAGUAAACCCUGACGAACAAGGUGGACUGAAUACCAUUAUUCGUGGGACGAGAGAGUGGGCUCCACCGAGACCACAAAUUAUUUUUACGUACAUCAGCCCGUUACCAGAUUUUUGUUUUCCUAUGUUGAUUAUUCGGAAUGUUAUGCGUCGAAGAGCACAAAUGACAAAACAAAAUUUUCGCUGUGCUGGAUGCGGGAUGAAGGUUGCACCGGCAUACUCCAGUCGUUUUCGAUACUGCCACUACUUAGGAAAAUACAACUGCUCUGGAUGUCAUAAAAAUCAUAUGUCUGCAAUUCCAGCGAAAAUAAUCGAACGAUGGGAUUUCACAUUUCAUCCCGUCAGUAGCUUCGCAUACCAUCUGCUAAAUGAUAUCGCGACAUGUCCGCUGUAUCGAAUUAAUCACCUUAAUCCUAAGUUGUACGAAAAAGUUCGUAUUCUGCAAGUUGCACGAAGUAUAAGAAAAAGCCUUAAAUACAUACGGGAUUUUAUAGUCAAUUGUCGUUUUUCCGAAGACGUGAAGCUGCUUUUUCAGACCAUUCCUGAUCAUUUGACAACCGACCUCGAUAGUUGGGCCAUGACAGAUUUUAUUUCCGUUAGAAACGGUUCAUUUCAAAAGGACAAAAUGGAUUUUAUUAGACGUUGCGAGAAACACAUUUUCGAAUGUGAGCUAUGCGUGGCUCAUGGAUUUUUUUGCGAAAACUGUGAUCGUAAGGAAGUAAUAUUUCCGUGGCAAAAACGAAUAGUAAAAUGUGGUAGGUGUGGGGCUUGCUUCCACGAAACGUGCUGGCUACCAGAUUGUGUUAAGUGCAAUCGUUUACUACGGCGUCGACUGUCUAGAAAAUAGGUUCGUUGAAUGGUAUUGUCGUUAUAAUAUACCAUUGUAGGUACAAAAAAUGUUAAUAAAAUAAAUUCGCAAAAUCUCA
Messenger RNA from Malaya genurostris, 2768 nucleotides. RefSeq names its product run domain Beclin-1-interacting and cysteine-rich domain-containing protein (gene Rubicon). Gene Ontology annotation, molecular function: phosphatidylinositol phosphate binding. The transcript has 8 exons. The record is from RefSeq and is a predicted model, not a curated record. The coding region runs from base 125 to 2689 and encodes 854 amino acids. Gene Ontology annotation, cellular component: intracellular membrane-bounded organelle. Lineage: Eukaryota; Metazoa; Arthropoda; Insecta; Diptera; Culicidae.